Paramuricea clavata is the source of this 549-nucleotide messenger RNA. The record is from the annotation of a GenBank genome assembly. Lineage: Eukaryota; Metazoa; Cnidaria; Anthozoa; Malacalcyonacea; Plexauridae.
AUGUUGGACAAACCUGUUAUCACAACUUUAAGCAAUCCUAAAAUUGGAGAGUUGAAGAAGCAGUUUCCACAUUUAAGGGGACCAUGUUUCGACAACGAAGAUGAGCGUGAGCAACUGAUUCAUCUGAUCCGUGGAGGCGGUGACUUAUCGCGGAUCAAGACGUCUACAUGCCGAGUCGGAGAUGUCAAUCAACCUGUUGCAGAGAAGACAACUUUUGGUUCGACGGUGAUGGGUCCUGGAAAGAAUGAGUCACGCAUUAGUUAUUUCGCCAAACCAUUACAAGAAGAUUAUGAGAAGCUCUGCAACUUGGAUGUGCUGGGGUUACAAGAUCACCUUAUGGGAGACCAGAAUAUGGUGCAUGAAAAAUUUAAAGAGUCGUUGCAAAGGAACCCGGAUGGAAGUUAUAUCACCUGUCUGCCAUGGAAACCAGUGCACCUACCACUGAAAGAUAAUACAACUAGUGCCAAAGCUCGUUUGGGAAGAUUACUUAAGAAGUUGGAGGGAGACCCGGACUCUUUGCGGCAAUACCACAACAUUAUUCAAGAUUAA